This is a messenger RNA of Chironomus riparius, 808 nucleotides long. The record is from the annotation of a GenBank genome assembly. Lineage: Eukaryota; Metazoa; Arthropoda; Insecta; Diptera; Chironomidae.
UGGAUCGUUGCGGUUCGUAAAUUUUCUAGGACCAUUGAAUAAGUCACUAAACGUUCGUAAAAUGGCUGAUGAAGUUAAGGCUGCACAGGAAGCAAAUCCUGGUGCAGACACGAUUUUCGGCAAAAUUUUAAGGAAAGAGAUUCCUUGUAAUUUCAUUUACGAAGAUGAUCAAUGCGUAGCAUUUCAUGAUGUUAGUCCACAAGCUCCUGUUCACUAUCUUGUCAUCCCUAAGAAGCCUAUCCAGCAGUUAUCAAAAGCUAGUGACGAAGAUGAACAACUUUUGGGACAUUUGUUGUUGGCUGGAAAGAAGGUUGCUGAUCAGCUCGGCUUGAAUAAUGGAUAUCGUGUAGUUAUCAAUGACGGAAAGCUUGGAGCUCAAUCUGUUUAUCAUUUACAUCUUCAUUUCUUGUCAAACAGACAAAUGGGAUGGCCACCAGGUACGGUCCAUAAAACAAGUUUGAUUAAUAGCACCGCCCACGACUCAACCAUGAUAAAGUUUCUGAUUACACUAGGAAUUGGAGUCUAUUCUGGCAUAUAUAUCGCUCAAAAUUAUGAUGUACCAAAAGUAGACGAUCCAUCAAAAGUUUAUGAGAAAUUCAUGGCUUUUAUUGAUGAACAAAAAAAGACAGCAGAAGAUUUGAAGAAAAAAGUCGACAAAUAAGGAACUGAAUGCUGAAUAUUCAUAAUAAGAGCGUGCAUUUGAUUAUAAUAUUAUUGAAUCUAUGAUUCGAUUGUGGCUGGCGAUAGUUUAACUAUUUAUUGUGGAGCUAAAUCAUUCUCAAAUAAAAUUUUAUUUUCGAAAAAUUAA